This is a messenger RNA of Diatraea saccharalis (sugarcane borer), 3957 nucleotides long. The record is from the annotation of a GenBank genome assembly. NCBI's taxonomy places the organism in Eukaryota, Metazoa, Arthropoda, Insecta, Lepidoptera, Crambidae.
AUGGCAAUCAAUGCUUUUGAGAAAAUUGAAGCUAAAUAUUCCUCAAAUAAUUCUCGUGAAGCCCUUCCAUCUAAAAAAUCACAUCAUUUAUCAAUAUUUACGGAAGAUAGUAUUAGCAGCAGUGACAGAAGUAAUAAAAUAAAGAAAAAGAAAACCUACAAUAAGUCGCCAUAUCUUAAUAGCGAUAAUGUUCGUAUACAUGCUACGGCAAAGGAGAAAAAAAGUACGCCUAAGAGAGCGUCAAACAUUGUCUCUUCCUUUCCUUUAGCUGUUAAUAUCUAUAAAGCCAAUUCUGAUGAAUUUAAAACACCAAGAAAAGGUUCCAAGAAAGUUAAGAAAUCUGUUCUAACCCUUCCAAACGUACCUACUUCAAUACCUCAAACUUGUACUGUAAGCGAUAUGAAUGAUUCAGAUUAUUUCAACACAAGGGAUGGAAAUAAACAGCCGAGGAUGAAGAAGAGGUUACAGGCACAGAAAGGAAAAACGAGGGUUCAAAACAAAAAUUAUGUAUUUUACGACAGAGAUGCUCGAUUUUGUUCGCAAAUGAAUAUAGAUUCUAGCUCUACCGACAUAAUUGAAUUUACUGGAGAUGGUAAAAGAGUUUCUAAUAAAAAUUGCUUGUCUAAUAAACCUGAAAAUAAUAAUGAGUGCAGCGGUCAUGAUGUCUGGGCCGUGCUCAGGAAUAUAAACAGAUUCCAAUUCAGACCGUCGCCUCCAGUGUCUGAUGAUUACAGUAAUCAAACACCAACGAAGAAGAAAAGGAAAAAUAAAACGCGACGGAACAACUUUAGAGAUAGACGACUCAUUGAAACUUGCCGUACAGAAGAAUUUGCAUAUAUAUCAAGGUUUGAUUUUGAAACUAAAUCGCCACCAAACUUUUCACAGUCAUCUAGUUUCGAUCGUAUCACUGUUAUUGACAAGCAAGACGAGAUUAGUGAAAUAUGCCAUGAAUUGGAACAGAGCAUAUUCAAAAGAAAUAAUGAGAAAAGUAAACUACGGCGUCAGCCUGUCACUAAAAAUCAGAAUAAAAAUGUUACGAAAAAUAAUGUCAAAGUAAUAACACCCAGAGAAGGUGGUAAUAAAUUACAAUAUGACUCGGAAAAACAAUUCAAUAAACGAAAGGCACAUUGUAAUAAAACAGAAUGUAUUUCGAAAGAGAUUUUAAAUGAUGGUCAUAACACAGCCGAUUUAAAUACUAACACCACCGUUAAUUGUACUAACAUUGAAAAUGAGCAUUUCGAAGUAAGAGAUAAAGAAACACCUAAUACGGUGACUGAAAUAUCUAAAAAUAUUCGUUCUACUGCUAUAAACUAUUCACAAUCUGUACCUAGAAAAGAAGUUGACGCAACAACAUGUGACGGCAAAGGAAAACAGCAUCGUGUUCCGAUUACAACACAAGUUACAAAUGAUGUUUAUCCACAGUUUGAGAGCCAAGAAAAACAAAUUAGACAGUAUUCAUCUAACCAAAAAUACAAAAAUGAAAAUAAACAUGAUUCCUUAGAAUAUUUAGAAGAGUCUAAAAUUUUACCCAACAGCAAGUGCGAUGCUGAAAGUAAAGCUGCAUAUGUGGAAGAAAGCAUAAUUUUGACUAAAAGUGAUGCACUUAUAAGUAGCAAAACUAAUCCUGGACACAGGAAAAAUGGAAUCUUUGAAAACAAUUCUGAAAAAUUUAAUGUUUUAAAUAACAACGAGUCUGUGACAAGCAAAAAAGAAAUUCAGAAGCAUCCACCGCGUAUUCCAACUUCUGAAAUCAUUAAAUCCAAACAACAACCUAAACCCCCAAAACCAGUACAACAAUUACGAGACACAAUGAUAAAAUUUUUAUAUAAAAAAGUUUCUGUAAAAAGUUUGGAUGAUCAAUUCAAGAAAACAAACGAGUCAAAAGAAGAUUCUUCCACGUCUACAACUAAAUUAAAAUCGCUUAAUAUAUUAAAUAAAGCAGAUGUUAGUACACAAACUUUAAUCAAAUCGGAUCGCGUCACUCGAGGAUUAACUACAACGAUGAGUAAUAAAGUUUUACAAGAAACAAAUACAUUCCCAAUGAAUACGAAGAACUCAAGGGCUAAAGGGAAGUGGGCAAGUGAUUUUAUAGAAAAUGUUAUAAAGAAAAUCCGAAAUGGGAUUUAUUACAAUCCAGAAAAUGUAUAUCAAUACAAAAAGAUGCCCAUGCAUUCAAAAGAAGUUUCAAUACAAACAUUACUUAUUGGAAAGAAUAUAAGCACAAACAAAAAUAUAUUUGUUGAAGAUAAAGAAAUAACAACCGAUAAUAGUGAUUCUACGCGAUGUGAUGUCAUUGCUGAAUGCAGUAACAAUAUUUUGCCUGGUUUUGACACAAAUCCUCCCGCACUCGAGAUCGAAACUUUAAACACGAAAGAAAUAGCGAUUCGUCAUUGUACAACUAAUGUGAUGGUACAGUUCGAUAUCGCCCAUUUAUUUGAACCGGACAAUCACAAUAAUUUUAUAUUAAAAUCAUCUUCUUUCACCCCCAUUGUUAAAAAUGAAAAUCAAACCAAAAUUUUAAAAUGUAAAACGACUAUAAUGAACGCCGUGCUUCCUGCUGAACUCUGUAGCAUAAUACCAACAGUGUUGAAAUUUAUAAUAAAUUCAACGAAAUUGCAGUCACUACCUUCGAUAAAAUCUUAUCAAAAUGACUCGAAUUUGUAUACAAUAUCAGAAUUAUUGAUGAAUGAAUCCCCAGGAAUUCCAAAAUGUGAAUUUUCAAUGGCGAUUGGUUUAUCGUCAGAUUUGAAGGAAUUAAUGAAAGGCACAUAUAGAUUUAAGAAUACAGAGAAAAAGGUCUGCGGAAAUCACAAAUUAAAAUUGGAUUAUGGAUAUUAUGAUUUUAAAAAUCAACUUCUAAUGUUAUAUUCUAAACAUUUAUUGCCUACAAGAGUUGAUGUAGUUAAUUUUAUAUCCUUUAAGUCGGGAGAAGUGAGACCUAAACCCGAGAAUUCUACAUGCACGGCACUGCAGUUGUAUAGGGCACCAAAUUACAACAUCUGCAAGUAUGAUGCAGUUCCAACUAUACAAAAAUGUACGGUAAACAAUUUACUUAAACAGAUAUGCAAUCAGGGUCUUGUUAUUCGUUUUAAAAUAUCUAUGCCACUAAGUGUCACAUUUGAGAACUGCAACAGCGUUGUAAGGAUGCAAAUGGCAUCGAAUGUAACUAGAAUUACCUCCAUUAAUUUCAGUAAUCUGAAAAUAGAUUCACUGAUUUGUGGGCAUAAUACUCAGUCUACAUCAUCCAUGAAAUUGAUUGAAAACCAAAAUAAUGCUACUGAUAAAAGGGUACAAAGCAGAGAGUUUCAGCGACAUAUGAAUUGCACUAAAACGAAAAAGAAAAAAUUCGUAACGCUGUACAAAAAGUGUAAAUCCACAUCGAACAUAUCAGGAGAAAGGCGCAGUAUUCCUCUUACAAAGAUCACCAAUUUGGAAGAAUUUUUCGAUGCUCUUGGUUCUGGAAGAACAAUGUUAAGCAUAUUUGAUGGCAUCAUCGGUAAAAAGAUACUGUCUUCGGUUUCACAAAUGAAGGAUUGGAUAACGGAAUUGAGUCAAAGACAAGCUAUGUUAAUUUUAUUACUUACUAAUAAAAAAGACACUCCUAAUUUAGUAAGAUUUCGACCACUACUUCUUCAGGGGAUAGCAGUCAACCGAAUCACACGAGCGUCUGAACUUGAUAUGGAAAUUGAAGUUAUCGAAAGAGAAAAUUUCAAUCGCUUUUCUCGGUUUGAAGGAAUUCCCUAUACCUUGGAAGCUGAUGAAAAUCCAGAUAAUCUACUAGAGGAACUAUUUUGGAUUGCUAAAACGACUGCUUCGGAUUACCAAAAGCCAUUCAAUGAAUCUUCAGAAAAACUACUAAAAUCUCUUCUGGAAAAGCGAAAAAAGCUAAACCCUUCUUAUUUGCGGGUAAUGGCUCGAUAUGUCGGCUUAGGAUUAUUAAAGUCGCCCAGGAAAUAA